This is a messenger RNA of Triticum dicoccoides, 1279 nucleotides long. Its product is annotated as ADP-ribosylation factor-like protein 1. The transcript has 7 exons. NCBI's taxonomy places the organism in Eukaryota, Viridiplantae, Streptophyta, Magnoliopsida, Poales, Poaceae. The coding region runs from base 211 to 852 and encodes 213 amino acids. The record is from RefSeq and is a predicted model, not a curated record. Gene Ontology annotation, biological process: intracellular protein transport; protein localization to Golgi apparatus; Golgi to plasma membrane protein transport. Gene Ontology annotation, molecular function: GTPase activity; GTP binding. Gene Ontology annotation, cellular component: Golgi apparatus.
CUGUGCUGUGAGAACAAGUCGCGCAUUCUCGGCUCCAGUGCUUGCCGGGGACGAGCGAGGCGAACGACCGACCGACCGACCGCGCGCGACGGCGACGUCGGCGAGGGGGCGAAGCGAUCUGAUCGCCGCGCGCCGCCUCCUUUCUCCGUUUCAGGGAUGGCCUGCACAACAAUAAGCUGGUAGCUGAUUGGGAAGUGGGGAAUACCAGCAAUGUUCUCCUUGCUACAUGGCCUAUGGAACCAUGUGUUCAGCAAGACAGAGUUCCGUGUGCUCAUCCUUGGAGUCCAUAAGGCUGGGAAGACGACCUUGCUAGAAAAGUUGAAGUCAAUCUAUUUGAAAGGAGAAGGGCUUCCACAUGAUCGUAUUGGUCCAACUGUGGGGCUUAAUAUUAGACGUAUUGAAGAUGCAAAUGUAAAACUUGUUUUCUGGGAUCUGGGAGGUCAGCCUGGCCUAAGAACUAUAUGGGAGAAAUAUUAUGACGAGGCUCAUGCUAUAGUAUAUGUUAUCGACUCUGCCUCCUCAUCGACAUUUGAAGAUGCCAAAUCUGCUCUUGAGAAAGUACUUCGUCACGAGGAUCUGCAAGAGGCGCCACUACUCAUAUUUGCCAACAAACAGGAUUUACCAGCAGCUGUCAGAGAAGAAGAAUUGGACAGACAUCUUCACCUUAAAGAGUUUGACGAGAGGCCAUAUAUGUUUGUGGCGGGAUCUGCGUUUGAUGGACCUCUUUGGUUUUAUGACCUUUAUGGCAGGACGGGGAUCAAACUGGGUAUCGACUGGUUGGUAGAAGAAAUGGGAAAGGGCAGGCGCACCGAGGCUCUGAGGGCACGCACCAACACAUAUGCGAAGAUUUAGCACCAUGACUCAAACUCUGGCACCUUUGAUUUUCAGAAGCACAAAGCAUUUGAGGACGCUGGCUGAUGUCGUUGAUCUCGUGUAUACGCACUUUAGUACAAUGUCAUGAUCAGUUGAAGCCCAUCGUCAUCCUCACUCGGCUAUAGCCCCAGAACAAAAUGCCUUAGAUGUGGCUCUUGGAGCAGUACUUGCAGUAGGAAUUCUGUUGUAGCGACGCCAGAAACGAUUGUGUUACUCGUCCAGAUUCGUGUUCAUAUGAUCUUCCUUUUUCUUGAAGCAUGAUUACAUGCUGGGUGGCAAUGUUGAGCAUGUGCUUUGUACUCCCACCAUUCACAAGUAUAAGGAUGUUUUAGCUCUUUUCUGAAUCAUUUGUAUAUAGAUAUGUUUUGGUGUUCACAGAUAUAAGAUGUUUUAGCUCUUUUCUGAA